Coregonus sp. 'balchen' is the source of this 24794-nucleotide messenger RNA. The record is from the annotation of a GenBank genome assembly. Lineage: Eukaryota; Metazoa; Chordata; Actinopteri; Salmoniformes; Salmonidae.
AUGCAUGUGUUUGGCCAGUUUCCCAACCAGGAGGAUUUCUGUCUCGUCGUCUGCCAUGUCUGCAACCAAGUGGUCAAACCCCAGGGCAUCCUCACCCACUACGGUAAGAACCCUAUACCCUAACACACUACAGUAAGAACCCUGACCCUAACUCUGACACUACCCUUACAGUACAAACCACCCUGACCUUGACACAUUACCCAGACCCACUAUGGUAAGAACCCUAACUCUAACCCAUUUCAGUAAGAACCCCCAACAUCGGUCAGUGCUGGACCAAAUCAAAAUCACAUUUUAUUUGUCACAUGCUGCGUAGACUAACAGUGAAAUGGUUACUUACGGGUCCUUUUCCAACAAUGCAGAGUUAAAGAUGAAAAAUAAUAAUGGAAAACCAGCUAUUUUCUGUCCGUUUGCUUACGUUCUCGUUGAGCCCCAGUGAGCGGAGCGCGCUUACAUCUGCUGCUGGCUGGCUGCACAUGAUCUAGAGCGAGGAGUCUGUCUGUGCCAAGAGACAGGCAAAACAUACACACACACACAUUGAGUGUAUGAGUGCUCUCUCCUGCCCCUUGCAGGUUGCUGCCUCCAGCUGCAGUCCUCUCAGACAGGACCUAGACUUUGUCCUAACCACUAAAUAUUAAUAUUAAUAUUAUUAAUUCAUUUAAAUGGUUAUAACGCAUGUAAAUCUGACCUUAGAUCUGUGGUUAGGGGGAACAGGAAAGCUUCCUCUCACAACAGUUGCUCACUGACAGGCUCUGAGGAGGUCAGCUCUGCUCAGGGGUCAAUGCCUUUCAGCUAUGCUCCUCCAGCUUGUGUGUGUGUGUGUGUGUAGAACUACUCUUUCCGCCAGCCAGGCUGCAAGAGUCAGACAGACAGUUGACACCCAGCUCAGUUUCUCUCUCUGCCCAUCUGUAGCUGACGGCAGAGGCUGAUUAAGCAGUUUAACGGAAAAGCUUUUGUCUGUUAUUCAGAGAAUGUGUGUGUGUGUGUACUAGACUGUUAUUCAUAGGGUGUGUUGUUGUCUGGUGACUGCCCUUACGGUCCUGGAUUAAUUGAGCUCCUUGCAGGCUCUGUCCUCAGCUUAGUUUCGUUUCCGUCCUGACUUUGAUGUGUGGGAUGGCACACCCUGCAUUGUAGUGUGUUGGCGAGGUAGUUAGUUAGUUUGUGUGCUUGCUUUGGUGCCAGUGUGGGCAGUUGUUGUGUUGAAGCAGCUGCAGUGUGGUUUAGUGUAGUGUGAGUGUUGACUUGUGUAGAAUAGUUUAGUGAUGUGCUGCGUUGUGUGUCAUGUUAUGAAAUGUAUUGGCUGUUGCAGAAGGGUUUGGCGCUUCUCUCUCUCUCUCUCUCUCUCUUUCUCUCUCUCUGGUGGGUGUCUUCCUCUAGCGGUGGCGGUGUGGAUGUAAACAAACCCAGCUGAGCUCUCAGAGCGACGCUGACGCUCAGCUUCCUACUUCCUGUGGCUGCUAGCCUCGCAGGGCUCUCACGCUAGCCACCGCUCCGCUCGCUCGGCAAUGCCAUGGCAACAGGCUUGAGGGACUAGGUAGAAGUUUCCCCUAACCACUGAUAACCACUGAUACAGGGUCAGAUAGUUUUAAACCCCCUUAAUAAUGUUUAAGGUUAGGAUAGGGUAUUUUGAUCCUAGAUCUGUGUUAGGGGGUAACUUGUACCUUGGAAGGGCAGAAGCACAAGACUUAGACUUGAGUGCAUUGUUAGAUGUACGCUAAACUACAGUUGUAAGUAACCAAUCUGUGUGUGAAUCUGAAUUGGCUGCUGUGUAACUACUGCUGCUGCUGCUGCUACUACUACUACUACUACUGCAUACCUGAAUGAGGUGGACUUUGGUCCUAGCUCCCAAUACAGCUGCCCCUCUGCAUUACCUUGCCUAUUUACUCACCUGCACACACCUGCCCGCCGGACGCAGUUACACACUCACACACACACACACCUGGAACAUACGCACACACACGCCUUGACGCCUGCUUAAUCUGUGUGCUCAUUCAUUCCUAUUGUUCUAACGAGCUGUAGGUAUUUCUGCACUCAUUGGCAGGGUAAGGCAAUCUCCCUGUCAUUCCCACACGCUGUCAUCUUAUUGGCUCCUCACACUGUCAGUCACUAAACUGUGACCAAUGAGACAGAUUCUGUGGCUUAGGUGAUACAGCCUAUGUCAUACAGUAGUUGGCUGAGGAGAGUUGGCAGGAUGGCUGUGGUGCCGCGGCCAAGUCUAUUUAGGAAACUGCCCGGGCAGAACAAAGAUGUUGAUUCCAAAAUGAAUAAUCAUGAAUAGUUGUAUUUGCUGACAGUGAUAUAAUGCAUUAUUUUAUCCCCACUGCACAGUUCGUUCACAAGCUUUCCGCGCUAAUUUUAGUGCAAAGUCCGCAUGAGUAGUAUGUCUACAAUAAGCGUUGAUGAGGUGUGUGUGUGCGUGCGAGAGCACGUGUGACGUGUGUGGUGGGUGUGGGUGUGUGGAGCGCCCGUAUGGCUGUGUGUGUGUUUUUGACAUGUCCCUCUGUCCCGACUAGGUGUCUGGGGAGUAGAGUCCCAGUGAGGCAGAGAGAGUAAAGGACCUCCCCACCCUCCUCCUCCUCCUCCUCCUCCCUACCCCCCCAAAGACAUGCAUAGCCAGAACCGUAAGUCUUCCUUCCUUCCUUCCUUCCUUCCUUCCUUCCUUCCUUCCUUCCUUCCUUCCUUCCUUCCUUCCUUCCUUCCUUCCUUCCUUCCUUCCUUCCUUCCUUCCUUCCUUCCUUCCUUCCUUCCUUCCUUCCUUCCUUCCUUCCUUCCUUCUCUCUCCUGUCCUCUCUCUGUCUCUCUCCAAUGCACUCUACUGCAAUAUGGAUCACAGAGUUCCAGACUAACUUUUUUAGUUGGUGGCACCAGCUCAUGAUUUAGUCGCACCCAUAAAAAAACGUUGUCACGCAAUAUACAGCUGUGGAAUUUUUUUUUCUUAAAUCAGCAUCUCUACAUGUAUGACAGCCAUUCCAUUCCAGUGUCUGUUGAAUUCCAACACAGGGACACCUCAUUCUACUGAAUUAGGUACUGAUUAGGUGAUCACAUGAACCAAAUCUUAUUUAACGAGGAAAAGUAUAAAAACCACUGCUGUGAUCAUCACUAUCCUCUUGCAAUAGGACCAGCUAGAUGGCAAAAACAGUGCUAAUAGUACCUCAAAAGUAAUAUUAAUAAAAAAAUAACUAUUGACCAUGCCAAAAGAGUUGAAAAGGAACGUUUUGAGUGAGGAAAAGAAGGGUUUAAUUCUGGCUUUACUGGCAGAGGGAUACAGUGAGCGUCAGGUUGCUUCCAUCCUUAAAAUUUCAAAGACAGCGGUUCAUAAGAACAAGGUCAAGCAGCAGACAUUGGGGACAACAAAGCUACAGACCGGCAGAGGGCGAAAACGACUCUACUGACCGGGAUGACCGCCAACUAAUUCGAAUGUCACUCAACAACCGUAGGAUGACAUCAAGUGACCUACAAAAAGAAUGGCAAACGGCAGCUGGGGUGAAGUGCACGGCGAGGACGGUUCGCAAAACAGGCUCCUAGGGGCAGGGCUGAAGUCGUGCAAAGCUAGAAAAAAGCCCUUCAUCAAUGAGAAGCAAAGAAGAGCCAGGCUGAGGUUUGCAAAAUACCAUAAGGAUUGGACCGUAGAGGACUGGAGUAAGGUCAUCUUCUCUGAUGAGUCCAAUUUUCAGCUUUGCCCAACACCUGGUCGUCUAAUGGUUAGACGGAGACCUGGAGAGGCCUACAAGCCACAGUGUCUCGCACCCACUGUGAAAUUUGGUGGAGGAUCGGUGAUGAUCUGGGGGUGCUUCAGCAAAGCUGGAAUCGGGCAGAUUUGUCUUUCUGAAGGACGCAUGAAUCAAGCCAUGUACAAGGUUGUCCUGGAAGAAAACUUGCUUCCUUUUGCUCUGACAUUGUUCCCCAACUCUGAGGAUUGGUUUUUCCAGCAGGACAAUGCGCCAUGCCACACAGCCAGGUCAAUCAAGGUGUGGAUGGAGGACCACCAGAUCAAGACCCUGUCAUGGCCAGCCCAAUCUCCAGACCUGAAUCCCAUUUGAAAACUUCUGGAAUGUGAUCAAGAGGAAGAUGGAUGGUCACAAGCCAUCAAACAAAGCCGAGCUGCUUGAAUUUUUGCGCCAGGAGUGGCAUAAAGUCACCCAACAUCAAUGUGAAAAACUGGUGGAGAGCAUGCCAAGACGCAUGAAAGCUGUGAUUGAAAAUCAGGGUUAUUCCACCAAAUAUUGAUUUCUGAACUCUUCCUAAGUUAAAACAUUACUAUUGUGUUGUUUAAAAAUGAACAUGAACUUAUUUUCUUUGCAUUAUUCGAGGUCUGACAACACUGCAUAUUUUUUGUUAUUUUGACCAGUUGUCAUUUUCUACAAAUAAAUGCUCUAAAUGACAAUAUUUUUAUUUGGAAUUUGGGAGAAAUGUUGUCAGUAGUUUAAAGAAUAAAACAAAAAUGUUAUUUUUACCCAAACAAAUACCUAUAAAUAGUAAAACCAGUGAAACUGAUAAUUUUGCAAUGGUCUCUUACUUUUUUCCCCCUGGCUGUAUAUAUUUUUGUAGUAAUCAUCUUAAAGUCCUUCACAGUGCUUUAUUAAGAAGUGUAAUAGGCUACUGAGAUGCCAUUCUAUAAAUAAGUUUUUUCAUCUAACAUGUCCAAGCAGGAAUGCAUGAUUCAAGAUAUUUUGAUGUGCAACCUAAUCCAGUGAUUGUCAUGAAUUUUGGGUUGACCAUUAGGAUAUUGUUGUUAUAUUAUACUGUCAAAAUAGGGCUCCAGAUGUUCUUUAAAAAAAAAAAAUUAUGGAAAUGAAUUUGCCUACAUCUUUAUAUGCACUAAGGGACAGUUGGAGAAUUACUGGGGGGGUGUAAUGGGUGACAUUCUGAGGAAAUUGUCAAUAUUCCUAUUUGCUAUAGCCUAUUUCAAUGAAUAUGUUAUUUAAAGAAUGCACGAUAACAGUGUAGACAUGGCUAAGUUUCACCAAAGCAGUGCUAAAUGUCCAGCCAGAAUUAUUAUUUUUUUCUCUCUCCAAUAGCGGAUGAUUUCUCCCGCCACGCUAUUUCAUGAUCAAACAAUGAAUCUAUCUAACGGAGUUCUACGCCAUCUCAGAAAGUUUAAAGUUGUUUUUGAAUAACCUAGAAAUAUGGUAGGCCUAAGGUAAUAAUGAGAGGAAUACAGUGCCUUCAGAAAGUACUCACACCCCUUCACUUUUUCCACAUUUUGUUGUGUUACAAAGUGGGAUUGAAAUUGAUUUAAUUGUCAUUUUUUGUCAACGAUCUAUAACAAAUACUCUGUCAAAGUGGAAGAAAAAUUCUAACAUUUGUAAAAAAAUAUAUAAUAACACUAUCUUGAUUAGAAUCACCUUUGGCAGCGAUUACAGCUGUGAGUUUUUCUGGGUAUGUCUCUAAGAGCUUUCCACACAUGGAUUAUGCAAUGUUUGCCCAUUAUUCUUUAAACAAUUCUUCAACCAUUUUCAGGUCUUGCCAUAGAUUUUCAAGCAUAUUUAAGUCUAAACUGUAACUCGGCCACUCAGGAACAUUCACUGUCUUCUUGGUAAGCAACUCCAGUGUAGAUUUGGCUUUAUGUUUUAGGUUAUUGUCCUGCUGAAAGGUUAAUUAAUCUCUAAGUGUCUGGUGGAAAGCAGACUGAAUCAGGUUUUCCUCUAGGAUUUUGGCUGUGCUUAGCUCCCUUCCGUUAAUUUUUUUAUCCUGAAAAACUUCCCAGUCCUUAACGAUUACAAGCAUAACCAUAACAUUAUGAAGCCACCACUAUGCUUGAAAAAAAUGUGAGUAAUGUGUUAUGUUGGAUUUGGCCCGAACAUAACUUUGUAUUCAGGACAAAGGGUUAAUUGCUUUGCCACAUGUUUUGCAGUAUUACUUUAGUGCCUUGUUGCAAACAGGAUGCAUGUUUUGGAAUAUUUUUAUUCUGUACAGGCUUCCUUAUUUUCACUCAAUUAUUGGUUAGUAUUGUGGAGUAACUACAAUGUUGAUUCAUCCUCAGUUUUCUCCUAUCACAGCUGUUUUAAAGUCACCAUUGACCUCAUGGUGAAAUCCCUGAAUGGUUUCCUUCCUCUCCGGCAACUGAGUUAGGAAGGAUGCCUGUAUCUUUGUAGUGACUGGGUGUAUUGAUACACCAUCCAAAGUGUAAUGAAUAAAUUCACCAUGCUCAAAGGGAUAUUCAAUGUCUGCUUUUUAUUUUUUUACCCAUCUACCAAUAGGUGCCCUUUUUUGAGAGGCAUUGGAAAACCUCUCUGGUCUUUGUGGUUGAAUCUGUGUUAGAAAUUCAGUGCUCGACUGAGGGACCUUCCAGAUAAUUGUAUGUUCGGGGUACAGAGAUGAGGUAGUCAUUCAAAAAUCAUGUUAAACACUAUUAUUGCACACAGAGUGAGUCCAUGCAACUUAUUAUAAUGUUUUACUUCUGAACUUAUUUAGGCCUGCCAUAACAAAGGGGUUAAAUACUUAUUGACUCAAAACAUUUCAGCUUUUCAUUUUUAAUGAAUUUGUAAACAUUUAAAAAAAAAAAAAAUCCACUUUGACAUUAUGGGGUAUUGUGUGUAGGCCAGUGACAAAACAUCUUGACAAAACAUCUUGACAAAACAUUUAUUUAAUCAAUUUUAAAUUCAGGCUGUAACACAACAAAAUGUGGAAAAAGUCAAGGGGUGUGAAUACUUUCUGAAGGCGCUGUAGAACAAACAAUAGCCAGAUAGAAAAAUCGAAUGAGAAAUUUAAACACACCUUACAGUUGAGCAAAGCAUUACAGUGAGGAAAAAAAGUAUUUGAUCCCCUGCUGAUAUUGUACGUUUGCCCACUGACAAAGAAAUGAUCAGUCUAUAAUUUUAAUGGUAGGUUUAUUUGAACAGUGAGAGACAGAAUAACAACAAAAAAAUCCAGAAAAACACAUGUCAAAAAUGUUAUAAAUUGAUUUGCAUUUUAAUAAUGAAAUAAGUAUUUGACCCCUCUGCAAAACAUGACUUAGUACUUGGUGUCAAAACCCUCGUUGGUAAUCACAGAGGUCAGACGUUUCUUGUAGUUGGCCACCAGGUUUACACACAUCUCAGGAGGGAUUUUGUCCCACUCUUCUUUGCAGAUCUUCUCCAAGUCAUUAAGGUUUCGAGGCUGACGUUUGGCAACUCGAACUUUCAGCUCCCUCCACAGAUUUUUCUAUGCGAUUAAGGUCUGGAGACUGGCUAGGCCACUCCAGGACCUUAAUGUGCUUCUUCUUGAGCCACUCCUUUGUUGCCUUGGCCGUGUGUUUUGGGUCAUUGUCAUGCUGGAAUACCCAUCCACGACCCAUUUUCAAUGCCCUGGCUGAGGGUAGGAGGUUCUCACCCAAGAUUUGACAGUACAUGGCCCCGUCCAUUGUCCCUUUGAUGCGGUGAAGUUGUCCUGUCCCCUUAGCAGAAAAACACCCCCAAAGCAUAAUGUUUCCACCUCCAUGUUUGACGGUGGGGAUGGUGUUCUUGGGGUCAUAGGCAGCAUUCCUCCUCCUCCAAACACGGCGAGUUGAGUUGAUGCCAAAGAGCUCGAUUUUGGUCUCAUCUGACCACAACACUUUCACCCAGUUCUCCUCUGAAUCAUUCAGAUGUUCAUUGGCAAACUUCAGACGGCCCUCUAUAUGUGCUUUCUUGAGCAGGGGGACCUUGCGGGCACUGCAGGAUUUCAGUCCUUCACGGCGUAGACUUGUUACCAAUUAUUUUAUUGGUGACUAUGGUCCCAGCUGCCUUGAGAUCAUUGACAAGAUCCUCCCGUGUAGUUCUGGGCUGAUUCCUCACCGUUCUCAUGAUCAUUGCAACUCCACAAGGUGAGAUCUUGCAUGGAGCCCCAGGCCGAGGGAGAUUGACAGUUCUUUUGUGUUUCUUCCAUUUGCGAAUAAUCGCACCAACUGUUGUCACCUUCUCACCAAGCUGCCAUUCCAGCCUUGUGUAGGUCUACAAUCUUGUCCCUGACAUCCUUGGAGAGCUCUUUGGUCUUGGCCAUGGUGGAGAGUUUGGAAUCUGAUUGAUUGAUUGCUUCUGUGGACAGGUGUCUUUUAUACAGGUAACAAGCUGAGAUUAGGAGCACUCCCUUUAAGAGUGUGCUCCUGAUCUCAGCUUGUUACCUGUAUAAAAGACACCUGGGAGCCAGAAAUCUUUCUGAUUUGAGAGGGGGUCAAAUACUUAUUUCCCUCAUUUAAAAUGAAAAUCAAUUUAUAACAUUUUUGACAUGCGUUUUUCUGGAUUUUUUUGUUGUUAUUCUGUCUCACUGUUCAAAUAAACCUACCAUUAAAAUUAUAGACUGAUCAUUUCUUUGUCAGUGGGCAAACAUAUAAAAUCAGCAGGGGAUCAUAUACUUUUUUCCCUCACUGUAUAUGACGGAAAGGAUGCAUGCAUGCAAAGCCCCCCAAAAUAAGUUAUCCUUGCCGUUGUGAACCAAACGACCAAAAACCUAAUCCUACUAAUUGAAAUAUUUUAACAGCAUUAAGACAAAUGAAAGUUAUGUUAUUAAAAUAUUUACCAAAUAUUCGAAUAAAGUGUUUAAUGUCCUAAAGUUGCUGCUUUUAAAUGGGAACAAUUAUUUACAUUUACAUUUCAGUCAUUUAGCAGACGCUCUUAUCCAGAGCGACUUACAGUUAGUGAGUGGAUACAUUUUCAUACUUAUCUAAGUCAGAGUAUAUGCUAUUCUCAAUCACAACUUUGAAUAAUAUUUCAUGCCACAAGAAGUGAAAUUGAGCAGUCUAAAGAUAACGUAGGCUACAGCUGAGGAAAGCUUAUGAAAGAAAACAAUGUGUAGCCUAGUUGGCCUAUGCCUAUAUCCAUAUUAUUCUAGCAAUGUGCAACCUACCUUCAACGCAUAGUAGCCUAGGCCUAAUAAGAGCAUAGGAUUAGGCAAAAAUGUGAAUCAGUUUAUAAUUAUCCAGUUCUGAGGACAGCAGAGUUGCUUGCUCUGUAGCCCAUGAUGAUUUACAACCCGUCACACGACACACUGCCAGUGAGGGAGGCCUUUUGACUGUGUCACUCACUCCAUCUGUACGCUUCGGCACACACAGACAUGCCCACACACCUCUUUCGUGCCACAGCUCCACCAGAGUGGAAUAGGCUACUAGAAAAGAUUUGUCUCCACUAAAUAUCUUUUGCCAAUGUCGUGAUUUAUCUCGUCCGUCCAGUAGCAUGCGAGCUCGCACUCGCAUCUUUUUAAUACUUUUAAAAAUUCAAAUAAGUACUUUUUGGGGGGAGUGGGUAGCCAAAAGGGGGCGAUACCAUCGUAUAUCACAAUGUUUUUUGAGUACUUUUAUUUAUUUUUAUUUAACCUUUUAUUUAACCAGGUAAGCCAGAAGAGAACAAGUUCUCAUUUACAACUGCGACCUGGCCAAGAUAAAGCAAAGCAGUGUGAUAAAAACAACAACACAGAGUUACAUAUGGGGUAAAAAAACAUAAAGUCCCCCCCAAAAAAUACAACAGAAAAUCUAUAUACAGUGUGUGCAAAUGUAGCAAGUUACAGAGGUAAGGCAAUAAAUAGCCUAUAGUGCAAAAUAAUUACAAUUAGUAUUAACACUGGAAUGCUAGAUGUGCAAGAGAUUAUGUGCAAAUAGAGAUACUGGGGUGCAAAAGAGCAAAAUAAAUAACAAUAUAGGGAAGAGGUAGUUGGAUGGGCUAAUUUCAGAUGGGCUGUGUACAGGUGCAGUGAUCGGUAAGCUGCUCUGACAACUGAUGCUUAAAGUUAGUGAGGGAGAUAAGAGUCUCCAGCUUCAGAGAUUUUAGCAAUUCGUUCCAGUCAUUGGCAGCAGAGAACUGGAAGGAAUGGCGGCCAAAGGAGGUGUUGGCUUUGGGGAUGACCAGUGAGAUAUACCUGCUGGAGCGCAGACUAUGGGUGGGUGCUGCUAUGGAGUACAUAUUCACGAUGGGACAAAGGUUGACAUCGCUCAACCCUACUUGUGACCUUCUCUUGUUGGGCUAAGCCCCAGAAGAUGAGCCACCAGUGAAAGCUUAUAUUUUUCUGCGUCAGGCCUCUGUCUGGGGUGGAAAGGUACCUUGUGAAAGUAGGCUACAAUACUUAGAAUCACAUCAGUUUGUUGCAAACAAGACACAUUGGUUUGGCUUUGGAGAAAUGUGGUAAGAGGAAUGCAUAUCUCUGUCCAUUCUUUCCUGAAACUUCUAUUUUCUAAAUCCACCUUUCUUUUGGGACUUUUUGCGAGCGACAUUUUCUCUUGCAAGCAAGUUGAUUGUUUUGAGCUAAUAAAAAGGAAGGUAGGCUACCUGUUUUCCCCCAAUCAACGCACAGAGAAAUAGACAGUCUACAAAACUCAUUUACUAGAGACAUUGCUGAUUGCAUCUAAAUUUUUAUGUUAUUUUCAUUGAAUUGGUUAUGUACUAACCAGAUGUGUUAAACAUUUUGUUCAAAAUAGUGUAGGUCUAUGAAUUGGGCUGCUAUUAUAUUAUGUUCUGGCCCGGUGACUAUUAGCUCAGAAAAACUGUGGUAUAAAAAAAGGACAUUCUGCUAAUGUCUUCAGUCAUGUAAAAUGACUAGAAUUGCAUGAAAUGCGUUCAUAAAAGGCUUUUUUUAUAAAGGUGCAAUGCUCUAUUAUAAAGGUGAUUUAAUUUAUUUGCCCCAGAUCGUAGUAAUGAGGUAGGUCUACUUUGUCACGGUUACUGUGGUCGUAAUCAUUAUGUUUUGUCAUUUUUUUCAUGUACAAGUUGAGGGUUGUAAAAUUUUUGAACAUUGGUUAUGGGGGUGCUUUUUUUAUGACAUCUCGAGUUCGACCCCCCUUUCCCACCAGUAAUUUUCAACCGGUCCCUAAUAUCAUAGCAUAAUUCAAUUUGGAGCUAAUUCAACACAACACAACACCUGAGGAAGUGGAAACUCAAAACACAUCAGCUAGCUCGCUAACUCUAAAUAUAAUACCCACUGCUAGUAGCCAUGUAUUAAUCUAACAGUAAAUUGAAUGUCCUAAAAAAAACAAUGCAGUUGUAGGGUAAUGAGAUUUAGAUGCCCUCGUAAUCUCUCGUGGACAGAUGAAACGGCAAGAAUCUGUUAAGGCUCACGUAUAAUUAUGUGAUUACGAGUAGCAGUAGUUCCUGGUUUUGAGUUUUCCUCAUUGAUUAUUUGGACGAAUCAGGAUUGAGCGAAGGCGAUGCUUAAACUGGUGCGGUGAUAUUCAAACCCGUGUGCGGAUGAUAAAUGGUUUCAACUAGAUUCCACAGCUACAAAGUCAAAAUUGUCUGUAUCAUGAAAAUUCAUGAAAACAAAAAUGUGCUUUUUGGCCAUUAUAAACACGGGUGAAAUUAACAGAAGGGAGUGGUUUGGCUUAUUUUCCGUUUGCAAGGGAGGAGACUUCGCUUCCUUCCUUUGCACAAAGGUAAUCACAAUUGUUAAUGGUAUUCCCUCCAUAAGUAAAACAGGACAUUAAAAAAUGUUGCUACUGAUCUUAAUAAUGAGAGUUGAGAAAUAACAAUUAUACCUAUAAAAAGCUGAGACCCUCCUCUCUUCGACAUGGACAACAGUAGUUGCUUCCAAAGCUAUGUUUUUCCUGCAAUUGCAUUUUGAAAUGUUAUACAAUCAGAACAAAAAAAAUUCUCCUGGAGAGGAAUGUGGCUUGCUCGUCACAUCAGUAGGUCCUAGCGAAACAGGGGCAGGGCAGACACUUACAUUACAGGAAUCAUGAGGAUAAUGUACUUCACUGUUUGACCAAAUCAUGGUUUUAGCUGCCCAAAAAGAGGAAGGUUUGAGUGAGUGACAAUGUAGAAUGUGCAGCUCGCACCGAUGCGACCAAUUAAAAAAUAAAUAAAGACUCUCUCUCAGCCAAGUCAAAUGGUCAUAGUCUGGAACCCUGGAUCACUUACAGACAUCACAGAUCCAUUGUUUGAAUAACUGACUAGUCAGUGAUCUACAGUGUUAAGACGUUUUCAUGACACUGGGUGUUUACCAGGUGUGUUCACACUGUAUAUGUUCAGUCUGUUACUCCUGACACUAUGUGUGUGUGUUUCAGAGCGUCGGCACGGCUCCCCGUGUCCCUCCAGGGGUCCAGUGGUCUCUGUGAAGCCCAAUGUGGCAGUGUCCACCACCCCGGGUCCUGCUCCCCCUCCGCCCUUCAGGGUCCCCAGAGACUACCCCCACUCCCGCUUCAACAAGGCCCCGCUCGCUGUCUACCCUCCCAAGGGUGCCCGCGGCAAGACAUGGUAGGUACAGACACACUUACACAUGUUGAUAAACACACACAGGCCAAAUCUUGUGAACAUGCAGACAUUGCCUGCAUUUGAAUCCCUGUCAUGGUUAUUAUUUAUUUUGAAUAAAAAUUCCACAACUUUCCACUCAAUCAUUUAGCACCCUCUCUCUCAUCCCUCUCUCUCCAGUGUGUCGUUGCCAGUAGUGAGUCUGGAGAAGAUGCCAUGUCUGGGCCGGGCAGAGGGGGGAACACCCAUCAGAGUCAACUGCUUUUCUUCCACACCCUCCUGCUCCUCUCCCUCCUCCCUCAAACCCUCCCUGACCCCCCCAGCUCCCCUCAGGGGGUCUCAGGAAAAGCUGGUGAACGGUCGCGGCCCCUCCACCCCUUGCUCCACCACACCCGCCUCCUCGGUGGACCGCCGGCCCAGCCCGGCCCGCUCUCCCCUGGACAAACAGCCCUCCUCUACCCCCUCCCCCUCCCCCCUGGACCACCGCAGACCCGCCGCCUCCCCUUCUCCCUCCCCUCGGACCCCGGCACCCACCUUCCCCCUGGACAGGAAACAGCAGAAUGGAACCAAGACCCCCAGGCCUCACAGGAGACUGUCAGGUGAGAACACAGUCUAACCACAGAUCUAGGAUCAGUUUACCCUACCCCCAAUCCUACUUUUAAUCAUUAUCAUGGUCCUGUGUAGCUCAGUUGGUGGAAUGGUGCUUACAACGCUAAGGAUCGUGGGUUCAUAUGAUGUAUUAAUGUACCUUUUAUCUGGUAGGCAAUGUGUAACAUCUACUUAAAUUCUUCCACCAGUAAUGUGCAUAUCUAAGCACUAUAAAGGUUAUGGUAAAAAUAUAAAGCCUAUGUUUAUAAGUGUAAAACCCCUCCAUAUUCCUUAUUAUCUCCCCUAACCUUUGAAAGCUGCCCAGUCAUGAGAGUGAUGGGGCAUGAACAGAUUCAUAUGAUGGGUUAGGAACUUGGCAUGGGUGGGGGCUGUUUUGAAAGAAGAGAGAGUGGAAGCUGUUGCUCAACUCUAAUCCUAUGCACUGGGGCCUUGCUAAUUCUACGGUGGAGGAGGAGACUUCCCUCGUACCUCUCUUUCCAACUCUCCUAUCUCUUCAUUCUUCCCGUCUCUCUUUUCCCUCUCUCUCUCUCCUUUCUCCAUAUGUUGUUGUCUCUUUGCUGUUUGUCGCUCCAACUAUGAUUUACAAGUGUAGUUCAUGAGCUACUGUUGCCAAGGCUUCUGCUCCUUAAAAACCUUCCCACCACUUGGGACUCCAACUGGCCUCAUCUACUCUCAUCUCCUAAACACAUACUCUGAGAGACACACACACACACACACACACACACACACUUCUCAUUUCCCACACACACACAAGCAGUAACACACACACACACAUUAUUUUAAUCUCCCCCAUACACAGACUCACACACAUGCACACACACUCUCCUCUCCUCAUCUUCCAAACACACACACACUCCCAACCACUCCCAUAACUCAGACUACCUAGCUAGAUUAUAGAGAUUACAUAUGUAAGAUUACAGGGACAUUUUAAGUGUUUAACGCAGGGGAAACUGCUCAGUGGAAUUUGGGAAGUUUCAGUCAAACAACAGUCUACUGUAGAUCAUAUAACGCAACUUUGUAAGACCCAUCUCUCCUGUCAUUCAAGAUAUCUUGGAAAAAGAUUACCUCAUGGUACACCGGAAGACAAAAAUCUGUAAUCAGCUGUGACGACCUGGUUUGAUUGUUGAUGUCUGUCUGGUGUUUACAGGGAGGGUGUUUGACCCUAACAAGCACUGUGGAGUCCAGGACCCAGAGAGCAAACGGUCCUGCACGCGAUCACUCACCUGCAAGGUGAGACACACUGCCCUCUAACCUCUGACCUCACAUCUCAUUGGCUACACAGCUCAUUCUGACCAUAAGUGCACAUUAAUUUAUUUUGCCUUGUGUGCUUUAAUUUCCUUGAUACCAGGGAAAACUAAUUUAAGUCUAAUUUUAAAUGUGUUUUUAUUGCCCUCUUGUGUCCACUUAUUUUUGUUAUUUACGUGUGUGUGUGUGUGUGUUCCAGACUCACUCCCUGACCCACCGACGGGCCGUCCCAGGCAGGCGGAAAGAGUUUGAUAUUCUCCUGGCGGAACACAAGGGCCGAGCGAAGGAGAAAGAGAAGGAGGGGGCGAAAGAGAAAGAGAAGGAGGGAGGGCAGAGGAGGGAGUCACAGGGGGGCAGUCAGAGCAUCCCUGCCAACAACACUACCCCCUCCACCCUGCCCCACCACUGCCACAAUGGCAGGACCGUCUCCACACUCAAACUGCGGCUGGCCAAUGCACACAUACCCAAGUAGGGGGCAGCACUGAGGCCAAAGUCAAUGUAUAGCUUCUAUUCGUUCAAUGGAAUCAUAGACUUGUUAUGAUAUUUGUUCAAUAAAGAUGCUGUGUUUGCUGCUCAGUAAUAUUAGACCAAAGUUAGACCAAAGUUGCAUAGUUGCAAAACAUUCUACUGCACUGUUGGAGCUAGUAACAAGCAUUUUGCUGCACCUGCUACAACACCUGCAAAUCUGUGUACCCAACCAAUUAACUUUGAUUUGAUUUGAUUAUAAAAAAUCUCUCAGUUCAGACUUAAACCACUAGGGGGUGCUGUAAACUACUGUUGAUAGCAGAAUCAGAAUCAAAGUGAAAACAAACCGAUUUUGACACUUGUUAAAAAAUGUCUUCCUUUCACUUUCUCUCCUCUCCUCUUUCUGCCUGUCUUUCUCUCUUUUUCGCUCUCUCUCUCCCCUUCUCUCCCCAUCUGUGUGCAGGGUACCUGGUGGUGGUGGUGCUGCUGUCUUAUCCUCUACCCCCGUCCCCCCAGCCUCAACCCAGGACCCCCCAGCCUCUGUCUGGCAGAGGGCAGGAGGGGACGAGAGGGCAGGAGGGGACAGGGACGGUCGUCUGUCCAGUGAUGAGGGCAACCCAGGAACACCAGAGGACCCUGACAGAGACAUAGAUGGAGACCGACCAUCCUGCCACUACUCCCCUCACCACCCUCGACCACUGGGGGUAUGUACAGUUGAAGUCGGAAGUUUACAUACACCUUAGCCAAAUACAUUUAAACUCAGUUUUUCACAAUUCCUGACAUUUCAUCCUAGUAAAAAUGCCCUGUCUUAAGUUAGUUAGGAUCACCAGCUUUUAUUUAUUUCAUAACAUUCCCAGUGGGUCAGAAGUUUACAUACACUCAGUUAGUAUUUGGUAGCAUUGCCUUUAAAUUAUUUAACUUGGGUCAAACGUUUCGGGUAGCCUUCCACAAGCUUCCUACAAUAAGUUGGAUGAAUUUUGACCCAUUCCUCCUGACAGAGCUGGUGUAACUGAGUCAGGUUUGUAGGCGUCCUUGCUCGCACACGCUUUUUCAUUUCUGCCCACACAUUUUCUAUAGGAUUGAGGUCAGGGCUUUGUGAUGGCCACUCCAAUACCUUGACUUUGUUGUCCUUCAGCCAUUUUGCCACAACUUUGGGUCAUUGUCCAUUUGGAAGACCCAUUUGCGACCAAGCUUUAACUUCCUGACUGAUGUCUUGAGAUUCAAUAUAUCCACAUCAUUUUCCUUCCUAAUGAGGCCAUCUAUUUUGUGAAGUGCACCUGUCCCUCCUGCAGCAAAGCACCCCCACAGCAUGAUGCUGCCACCCCUGUGCUUCACGGUUGGGAUGGUGUUCUUCGGCUUGCAAGCUUCCCCCUUUUCCCUCCAAACAUAACGAUGGUAAUUAUGGCCAAACAGUUCUAUUUUUGUUUCAUCAGACCAGAGGACAUUUCUCCAAAAAGUACGAUCUUUGUCCCCAUGUGCAGUUGCAAACUGUACUCUGGCUUUUUUAUGGCGGUUUUGGAGCAGUGGCUUCUUCCUUGCUGAGCGGCCUUUCAGGUUAUGUCGAUAUAGGACUCGUUUUACUGUGGAUAUACAGUGAGGGAAAAAAGUAUUUGAUCCCCUGCUGAUUUUGUACAUUUGCCCACUGACAAAGACAUGAUCAGUCUAUAAUUUUAAUGGUAGGUUUAUUUGAACAGUGAGAGACAGAAUAACAACAACAAAAUCCAGAAAAACGCAUGUCAAAAAUGUUAUAAAUUGAUUUGCAUUUUAAUGAGGGAAAUAAGUAUUUGACCCCUCUGCAAAACAUGACUUAGUACUUGGUGGCAAAACCCUUGUUGGCUAUCACAGAGGUCAGACGUUUCUUGUAGUUGGCCACCAGGUUUGCACAACUCUCAGGAGGGAUUUUGUCCCACUCCUCUUUGCAGAUCUUCUCCAACUCAUUAAGGUUUCGAGGCUGACGUUUGGCAACUCGAACCUUCAGCUCCCUCCACAUAUUUUCUAUGGGAUUAAGGUCUGGAGACUGGCUAGGCCACUCCAGGACCUUAAUGUGCUUCUUCUUGAGCCACUCCUUUGUUGCCUUGGCCGUGUGUUUUGGGUCAUUGUCAUAUUGGAAUACCCAUCCAUGACCCAUUUUCAAUGCCCUAGCUGAGGGUAGGAGGUUCUCACCCAAGAUUUGACGGUACAUGGCCCCGUCCAUCGUCCCUUUGAUGCGGUGAAGUUGUCCUGUCCCCUUAGCAGAAAAACACCCCCAAAGCAUAAUGUUUCCACCUCCAUGUUUGACGGUGGGGAUGGUGUUCUUGGGGUCAUUGGCAGCAUUCCUCCUCCUCCAAACAUGGCGAGUUGAGUUGAUGCCAAAGAGCUCCAUUUUGGUCUCAUCUGACCACAACAUUUUCACCUAGUUCUCCUCUGAAUCAUUCAGAUGUUCAUUGGCAAACUUCAGAUGGGCCGGUAUAUGUGCUUUCUUGAGCAGGGGGACCUUGCGGGCACUGCAGGAUUUCAGUACAUCACGGAGUAGUGUGUUACCAAUUGUUUUCUUGGUGACUAUGGUCCCAGCUGCCUUGAGAUCAUUGACAAGAUCCUCCCGUGUAGUUCUGGGCUGAUUCCUUACCGUUCUCAUGAUCAUUGCAACUCCACGAGGUGAGAUCUUGCAUGGAGCCCCAGGCCGAGGGAGAUUGACAGUUAUUUUGUGUUUUUUCCAUUUGCGAAUAAUCGCACCAACUGUUGUCACCUUCUCACCAAGCUGCUUGGCGAUGGUCUUGUAGCCCAUUCCAGCCUUGUGUAGGUCUACAAUCUUGUCCCUGACAUCCUUGGAGAGCUCUUUGGUCUUGGCCAUGGUGGAGAGUUUGGAAUCUGAUUGAUUGAUUGCUUCUGUGGACAGGUGUCUUUUAUACAGGUAACAAACGGAGAUUAGGAGCACUCCCUUUAAGAGUGUGCUCCUAAUCUCAGAUCUUUACCUGUAUAAAAGACACCUGGGAGCCAGAAAUCUUUCUGAUUGAGAGGGGGUCAAAUACUUAUUUCCCUCAUUAAAAUGCAAAUCAAAUUAUAACAUUUUUGACAUGCAUUUUUCUGGAUUUUUUUGUUGUUAUUCUGUCUCUCACUGUUCAAAUAAACCUACCAUUAAAAUGAUAGACUGAUCAUUUCUUUGUCAGUGGGCAAACGUACAAAAUCAGCAGGGGAUCAAAUACUUUUUUCCCUCACUGUAGAUACUUUUGUACCUGUUUCCUCCAGCAUCUUCACAAGGUCCUUUGCUGUUGUUCUGGGAUUGAGUUGCACUUUUCGCACCAAAGUACGUUCAUCUCUAGGAGACAGAACGCGUCUCCUUCAUGAGCGGUAUAACGGCUGCGUGGUCCCAUGUUGUUUAUACUUGUGUAGUAUUGUUUGUAGAGAUGAACGUGGUGCGUUUGGAAAUUGCUCCCAAGGAUGAACCAGACUUGUGGAGGUCUACAAUUUCUUUGGAUUUUCCCAUGAUGUCAAGCAAAGAGGCACUGAGUUUGAAGGUAGGCCUUCAAAUACAUCCACAGGUACACCUCCAAUUAACUCAAAUGAUGUCAAUUAGCCUAUCAGAGGCUUCUAAAGCCAUAACAUCAUUUUCUGGAAUUUUCCAAGCUGUUUAAAGGCACAGUCAACUUAGUGUAUGUACACUUCUGACCCACUGGAAUUGUGAUACAGUGAAUUAUAAGUGACAUCAUCUGUCUGUAAACAAUUGUUGGAAAAAUUACUUGUGUCACGCACAAAGUACAUGUCCUAACCGACUUGCCAAAACUAGUUUGUUAACAAGAAAUUUGUGGAGUGGUUGAAAAACGAGUUUUAAUGACUCCAACCUAAGUGUAUGUAAACUUCCGACUUCAACUUUACCUGUACCUGUAUCUACAUUUACAUUUGAGUCAUUUAGCAGACACUCUUAUCCAGGGUGACUUACAGGAGCAAUUUGGGUGAAGUGCCUUGUACCUGUCUCUGUACCUGUCUACCCAACACUUAAUAUUAAGGUAGCUAUGCGCAAAAAUAUGUAUAAUUGUUUACGAAGGGUUUGUAAGUAAUCACUCAAUUUCAGCUCCUUCUAAAAUAUUUAUAAACAAAUAAACGGUUGAUAAACUACUUGUAAAUCCUUUAUAAAGUGUUCCCUUAUCUCUCAGUCUAACACCCAAACUGAAAUCAACCCUAAGCCCCUUCCCUAGAGCUGGGAAGAUAAACCGACACCGACAUUGCCCUCUUACCGAAGCAUUUUGGUUACAUCUGUAAUUUUCGGUUAUUAUGCUACACAACGUUCCUGUAGAUGUUUUUGUUCUAAAACCAUUAUUUUGUCAACAGUAAUGUGCAUUAACCUGCAAUUUGCAAUGAAAGUACAGUAUCUUCCCUGUCCCUGUUUCGCUGCCCGGUCUCACUCCCUCUCCCCACUUUGCGUACCAAGUGAAUGGACAGAUGCAUUCUGAUAAGCGCAAGCAUACAACCAUUGAGCAACAUUUCUAAAUGUAAUUGGGGAAAAACAAUGUAUUUUUUAAACUAAUUUUACUGUUGUAAAAAAAUAUUGGAGAUUCUCAGCUUUAUGUGAGCAUAUUUUUUGUUUCUCAACUUUCAAUUUUGAGGAAAUAACACCACUUUACAAACAGAGUAUGUAGUUGAGAUGAUGCGCUGGCGGAACGGCCAUUUGCAGUGAAUAAAUCAAGUAGUCUAUUGAUGCCUACCAAUGGAAAGUUUUUUGUUGGACAUUACAUUUACUGUUCGAUCAAUUACAUGGCUAUCUAGCAACAACAUCAUAUUUUUAGAGUUAGCAAUAUAGCUAAUGUGUUUUGAGUUCCCACUUCCUCAUGUGGUAGAUUGUAUCAUAUGCACACAAAAAAGAUUCAGGCAAAUUAAUCUGGUCCUCUGUAGCUCAGCUGGUAGAGCACGGCGCUUGUAACGCCAUGGUAGUGGGUUCGAUCCCCGGGACCACCCAUACGUAAAAAUGUAUGCACGCAUGACUGUAAGUCGCUUUGGAUAAAAGCGUCUGCUAAAUGGCAUAUUAUUAUUAUUAUUAUUAUUUUAUUUUGUUGUUGUUAAUUUUUUGUUGAAUUUUUAAAAAUGUUAUACUUUUUUUUCUCCCCAAUUUUGUGGUAUCCAAUUGGUAGUUACAGUCUUGUCCCAUCGCUGCAACUCCCGUACGGACAUGGUAGAGGUGAAGGUCGAGAGUCGUGCGUCCUCCAAAACACAACCCAACUGAGCCACACUGCUUCUUGACACAGUGCCCGCUUAACCCAGAAGCCAGCCGCACCAAUGUGUCGGAGGAAACACCGUACACCUGGCAACCGAGUCAGCGUGCACUGCGCCCGGCCCGCCACAGGAGUCGCUAGUGCGCGAUGGGACAAGAACAUCCCUGCCGGCCAAACCCUCCCCUACCCUGGACGCUGGGCCAAUUGUGCGCCGCCCCAUGGGUCUCCCGGUCGCGGCCGGCUGCGACAGAGUCUGGAUUCGAACCAGGAUCUCUAGUGGCACAGCUACUAGACCACUGCGCCACUCGGGAGGCCCGGCAAAUUAAUCUCUACAUCAAAAUAUCUAUCAUGCAUUCCCUGAACAUGUUAGAGGAAAUAGCUAACUUCUUUCAUGUCUUACUUGGCACUGGAAAAAUCAGUCUAGAUCCCUGCCGCUAAUGGAAAGUAAAAAAAAAGUGGUUAUCGAACAAAAUGGGUAAAUUUAUUGUGAUAUGACUUUAUGUCCAUAUCGCCCAGCUCUACCCUUUCCCCCACACUCUUUGUAGAGAUUUGAUUGUGUAAGCAAUAUGGUGGAAACCUCAGCCGGACUGCCUAAUGAUAAUGCUAUAGAGCUAUGCCUUAAUAAUGACUUCGGAGCUAUUGCCAUGUCAUCAUACUGCUUGAAGUAGUGGUGUAACAAUACACAUUCGUACUGAACCAUUUGGUACGGAGACCUCUGUUCGGUCCGCACUGUGAACACGAAUGAAUACAUUAAAAAUAACCUAGGCCUAUAGGCUAUGCCUACACUGCAUUGUAGGCUUUCGCCUCUUGAGUAAAUUUGAGUUAAAAAAAAUAUUUCAGGCUAUUGCAUUAAAACAACUAGAGCCUAUGCGCACGUUAAUCAAAAUUAAUAUCUUAAUUGCCGAUUUCAAACUGUCCUUUUGUGAGGCGCAGCCGGGAACUAGUUCUAUGGUGGGGUCGAUAAACCAGAAUUGGAGGAUCCUCCUCCAUCGUUUAAAUCUCCAGUUUGGAAACAUUUUGGCUUCCCAAAGAUUACAACAGUGAUGGACAUAGAGUUGUGGUUUAUAACCGCAUAAAUGUGCCUAUGCUCGGUGGUUGAGAAUAGGGGGUUUCAGGCAUCACCUUGUGAAAGUGCUCGAGCCAUGUUACAAAUUUCCCUCUUGCACCCAUUUACUGUUGACCCAUUUCAGCAAAUAGGUAGUAUCCGCUCUACAGUGAUUUUGGAACGUAUUAGACCCCUUGACUUUUCCACAUUUUGUUACGUUACAGCUUUACUCUAAAAUUUAUUUUUUAUUUUUUAUAAUCCUCAGCAAUCUACACACAAUACCUCAAUGACAAAGCGAGAACAUUUCUUUUGAAAUGUUUGCAAUUUUAUUAAAAAUAAAAAAACAGAUACGUAAUUUACAUAAGUAUUCAGACCCUUUGCUAUGGGACUCGAAAUUGAGCUCCGGUGCAUCCUGUUUCCAUUGACCAUCCUUGAGAUGUUUCUACAACUUGAUUGGAGUCCACCUGUGGUCAAUUCAAUUGAUCGGACAUGAUUUGAAAAGGCACACACCUGUCUAUUUAAGGUCCCACAGUGCAUGUCAGAGCAUAAAACCAAGCCAUGAGGUCGAAGGAAUUGUCCAUAGAGCUCCGAGAUAGGAUUGUGUCGAGGCACAGAUCUGGGGAAUGGUGCCAAUAAAUGUCUGCAGCAUUGAAGGUCCCCAAGAACACAGUGGCCUCCAUCAUUCUUAAAUGGAUGAAAUUUGGGACCACCAAGACUCUUCCUAGAACUGGCCGCCCGGCCAAACUGAGCAAUCGGGGGAGAAUGGCCUUGGUCAGGGAAGUGACCAAGAACCCGACGGUCACUCUGACAGAGCUCUAGAGUUCCUCUGUGGAGAUGGGAGAACCUUCCAGAAGGACAACCAUCUCUGCAGCACUCCAUCAAUAAGGCCUUUUAUGGUAGAGUGGUCAGAUGGAAGCCACAUGACAGCCCGCUUGGAGUUUGCCAAAAGGCAUUUUAAGACUCUCAGACCAUGUGAAACAAGAUUCUCUGGUCUGAUGAAACCAAGCUUGAACUCUUUGGCCUGAAUGCCAAGAGUCGCGUCUGGAGGAAACCUGGCACCAUCCCUACAGUGAAGCAUGGUGAUGGCAACAUCAUGCUGUGGGGAUGUUUUUCAGCGGCAGGGACUGGGAGACUAGUCAGGAUCGAGGCAAAGAUGAACGGAGAAAGGUACAGAGAGAUCCUUGAUGAAAACCUGCUCCAGAACGCUCAGGACCUCAGACUGGGGCGAAGGUUCACCUUCCAACAGGACAACGACCCUAAGCACACAGCCAAGACAACGCAGGAGUGGCUUCGGGACAAGUCUCUGAAUGUCCUUGAGGGGCCCAGCCAGAGCCUGGACUUGAACUUGUUCAAACGUCUCUGGAGAGACCUGAAAAUAGCUGUGCAUCAACGCUCCCCAUUCAAUCUGACAGGGCUUGAGAGGAUCUGCAGAGAAUAAUGAGAGGAUCUGCAGAGAAGAAUGGGAGAAACUCCCCAAAUACAGCUGUGCCAAGCUUGUAGCUUCAUACCCAAGAAGACUUGAGGCUGUAAUCGCUGCCAAAGGUGCUUCAACAAAAUACUGAGUAAAGGGUCUGAAUACUUAUGUAAAUGUUAUAUUUCAGAUUUUUAUAUUUUAUACAUAUGCAAAAAUGUAUAAAAACCUGUUUUUGCUUUGUCAUUAUGGGGUAUUGUGUGUAGAUUGAUGAGGGGAAAAAACAAUUUCAUCCAUUUUAAAAUAAGGCUGUAACGCAACAAAAUGUGGAAGAAGUCAAGGGGUCUGAAUACUUUCCAAAUGCACUGUAUAUAAGCAAGCCAAAGCCAAAGUUUUCAAUUAAUUAGCCAAUGCACCCUGUGUUGCGCUUACUUAAGUGACAGCAUUGAUCACAUUACCCUGGAGUGGGAGAUGUACCGUGCUACAGACAUGCCCGCUUUAUGAGAGUCACAAGUGCGCAUCUGGCACUGAAGGAUGCAGUGUGAUGGUGUGUUCAUUACCAAGAUGGAAGUGAGAAUUUACCACAUACUACUGGGAAAAAUCCCCUCGAACGGCCCUCCAACUGGUAAUUACUAGUGGGAAACUCUUCUGUCAUCCUGAGCUCCCACUUCUCCCACAUACUGACCUCUGACGUCACCUACUAAGGAAAUGGCCACUAUAACAGCAUUUUCUGCAGUUAAAUGCAACAACAAAACAUUAUUUAUAAAACGCAAUCUAUUAAUGUUAUUUUUAACUGUAUAAUAGCUGUACUUUUAGUUUAGGGUUGACACAGCUUGUGGGCCAUUAGCCCAUUUGCGUUUCUCGAUGAGUUCAAAUCACAUGAAUGCAUCCAACUGGUAUUUACAACUUCACAACUGGUAAAUUCCCACCUCCCACAUGGUUACAAAUGCAGCAUCAGAGUGGAAACCUGAGGCCCAACAUAACAAUCCUGUCACAACAGAAUGCCAGGAACAUUGUGAAUGCUGAACAUUGUGAAUGGCAUUUAAACUUCCCGCUGUCCCGAAACCGAACCGAACCAUGACCCCAAAACCUCAAUACGUGCCGAACCGUGGAUUUGGUGAACCGUUACACCCCUAGCUUGAGGCCGUCCAUACAGGCUGAUUUGAUAUCUUUUUUCUGACUGUUUUAACCCAUCCCUCCGUGUCUCAGUGCUGUGCAUUCAGCAGCAGGCUGAUGGGGCGUGGUCACUAUGUGUUUGACCGGCGGUGGGACAAGAUGAGGCUGGCGUUACACUGUAUGGUGGAGAAACAUGUCAACACUCAGAUGUGGAGGUGAGGAAAGUGUGUGCAUGUAUUAAUUGUACCAGUAUAAAUGAUUUGCCAGCCCAUUUUGGGGAAAAUUGAGGUGUCGGGAUCUGGGGCUCUCGGCCCAACUCUAAUGUAUUUACAUCCAGCUUUAGACUUUUGAGAUGCUCUAUGGAGAAAGUGAGUUCAGCUGUCUAGGGAAGACACACAGAGACUCAUAGACCCUAUUAAUAGGUGUGGAAUGGCGGAUGUUAGUAUGACCUGGAUCUGAUGUGGCUCUGGCGUAGGACAUCAGCAGCUAGCUCAUAUUCUAGACAGAAAUGUCUCUGAACCCCUGUAAAUCUAUGGGUCAGUAUUUCAUUUUGGCUCUGGUUUUCUUAACGCUCUGCCUGUCUCUGUCCUCUGCUGUGUUACAGAAAGGUGCCCCUGGCUGCUGAGAGCCCUCUCUCCCUCGGGAGCCCUCCUAUCAGCACUCCCUCCCCCAGCUCUCUCACCCCUCUUCCCCGCCUCUCCUCCCCCUCCUUUCCUCCCUUCACCAAUGGAGCCUUCUCCCUUGGGUCCCACUCCACAACCUUCCCCCAGGAUGCAUCAGCAGCAGGGUUGUUUGGCAUCAGGGACCCCUCCCAGCCCCUGGCCCCUGUCUCCGCCCUAGGGAAACCCCGUAACGGCACUACCACCAAACCCAUCAGGCCCCCAGGGGCCACUGGUGGCGCAGCCAAGAAGAGGAGGACCACCCUUCCACCUAGUUCUGACACUCUUAGGGGGAACAGCAGCAGCUACCACACUCUGACUCCCACCCCCAUGCUCAGCUCUGGUAGGAGAAAGACCUUAGGACACAGUGCCAGUGAGGUGGGGGUCAGCGCUGAGGACUCGUACUCCAACCCUGACCCAACCACCACCACACCCUACCACCCCAGACCCUUGCCCCCUCCUCCCAGUCCCCUGCCUCCCCCCAGCCCCCUGGCCUACGGAGGAGGGGUGGAGGGGAGAAGGAGGAGGAGCCCCAGUGCAUACGGAGGAGGAGGGAAGCCCAGUAAGAUGGCCAAAGCAGCAGCAGGGCUGGACGGUCUCUUCAGGAGGAACAGCACUGGACUUCUGGCCUCAGGCCCAGAGUCACCUCGACAGGUAAACACACCUUCUAAAUCACCUGGUUACUCACAUGGUAACCCAACUGGUAAUUCACCUCACUUGACAGCUGAAGUUAGCUUGGCUCAAAUAAAAAUAGCCUGCCUCAUAUUUAUUUUUACUGUCAUGGAUUAUACAGAUUGAUGUCGUUUUAGGAUAUGUGUUGAGCUUGACAGUCAACUUGAUUCUUUCUUUCUCUCCCUUUCUUGCUCUCCCCCUGCUCUUCCUCUCCCCCUGUGUCUCUCUUUCCUCUUGCAGUCCAAGAUGCAUCAUAGACAAUAA